UAAUUGUACUAGAAGGACUAGAAAUUUAUUACAUACAACAGGAAGAAUAAGUUGGAACAAAAAUUACUAAUAAUAAUUUUAAAAUUGGUUAUCUUUGAUAAUCCUUACGAUCAAAAAUUCCAUUCAUGUCAAGGUACAUAUCAGUAAAGAAUAUUUAUUCAGAUUUUUAAAAGAGAUAUGACAUAACUGCUCAAGGAUGAUUCAGUAAUUACAAUGUAUUACAAGAAGGGAAAGGUGUGACAAAACAAAAUCUAUCAUCAUGGCUUCGGCAUCACAAGCACCAAAAAUGUGUGAAUUGUGUGAAGAAAACAAUAAAAUUCAAUGGAAAUGUUUAAAAUGCGAGUUUUAUCUGUGUACUAAAUGUUGUAAAAUUCAUCAAAAAGUAAGAUCGUCAGAUGAACACAAGGUCAUUGCUAUCGAGGAUAUCGGAAUAGCUAAGAUAAAAGACCUGGAAAUCGAAAAAGAUCUUUCAAAUAUAAUGUGCAAAGAACAUCCAGAAAAAAUCUGCCAACGAUUCUGUAAAACAUGUGAAACCGUCGUUUGUAAAAAGUGCAUUAAGAAAAAUCACAGAGCCAAACAUGAGGUGGUUGAUAUAAAAGAGGGUUACUUUCAUGGCAUAGAUAAAAUAAAGAAAACUAAUUAUAAACUUGAUAUAGAGGUCUUAAAUCUUGCAACAGGUAUGUCAACUCUUGAAGUUCUUACAUCUGACGAAAAUGAAAAAUUUCAAGCAGAGAAACAGAAGAUUCUUCAGAGAGAUCAAGAUCUCAAAGAUCUAAUUGAUAAGCAUACUAAAAAACUCUUAUGUGAUCUAGACCUAAGAUGGAAUAUUUUCACUUCGUCAAUCAAAGACGAAGACGAUCGUGGAAAAAGGGAAACUCAAAAUCUAGAAAUCAAAAACACAGAAUACAACAAAGUCUUAAACUCCUUUGAUGCAAAAGAUGUAUUCUUAACAGCUGAGUACAUAAAGAAAUCAUCAAACACCAAAAUAAGACCUAUCAAUACAUCAUACACUCAUCUUCCAUCAUAUGUUCCAAGGGAAGUCACUCCUAGCACUAUCUCUCAUGGAACUUUACAAGAAACAACCAAUGGGCACAAUGAAAACAUUAAUAGAUGCUUUCAAGUUGAAAAACACUACACAACGAACUUUAAGGCAACUGAUGAACUUGCUUGCAAAGCUGACGGUUCACUUUGGAUAGGGGAUUAUCAAUCUAAAAAGUUACAUAACGUCAAAUGGAGUGAAAGUUCUUUUAAAACAACCCAGUCCUUGGAGGAUAUCAAGAUUUAUGAUAUGGCCAUAACAUCAAAUGAUGACCUACUUUUGGCAACCUUAGAAACAACUCUUAAAGUUAUUCAACAUAAAAAACCAAAACAGCUGAUUUCAAAAUACAAUGUGUCACCACAUAUUAUAAAAUGUGUUCAUGUUUCGCAUGAUGAUAAGAUAUUAGUUGGAGUUCGCAAAUUUGGACCUGCAUUUCCCAUCAUUGGACCUAGACAAGUGAUCGUUAUGGAUAUGGAAGGAACCCAUAUUAAAACUUACAACAACAAUUUGUUUUCUUAUCCAUUCAAAAUAACCACGGAUCAUACAGGAACAAUAUAUGUGAUUGACUGCACCUCUGAAAAUCGAAAUGGUCGAGUUGUGGUUAUAGGACAGGAUGAUUCAAUGAGGGGUGUAUUCAAGGGUCAUCCGGACAUAAAUACCAAAGACUUUCCUUUCAAACCCUGUGACAUAGCUAAAGUAUCCUUUAACUCUGCUUUGGUCAUUGACACAAAUACCAGGAUGUUAUACCUCCUGAACAAUGAUGCAUUAUGCAUUAAAUUCAUUCAAUGUACAGACCUUGGAAUUGAACUUCCUUACAGCAUUGCGACUGGCAACAAGAGAAAAAUAUUUAUUGGAAGCAGAGAAUGUGUAGGAGAAAAAUCAAGUACAAAAAUACAUGCCCUUAUAUACAAGGAACUGGUUUAAACGAACUUUUCAUACAGUACCCUCUCCUAGAGUGAAAGUGAAACCUUCGACCAUAGUACUUACAUAGUAUUUGGUGUAUCAACUUUUGACUACCUUUUAUUUGAACUAAAUAUUUCCCUAGAUUUUGCUUGUAUACAUAUAUCGCAAAAAGGAAUGUUAUCCUCACAAUAGUCUGUUUACCAAUUACCGAUUUGAUUCUGUUAUAACAAAUUUUUAACACAAAUCGCUUCCCUUUGUCAUUCUUGGACAGGUUCUAUACUGGCCGAAAUUGGGCUUCUGCUGUUCUUAGCUUAACAAAAAUUAAAAUGUAAUAAAAGAACAGAGUUCCAAUGUCCCCCGCAUUGCACAUAUUUUAUCUAUCCAAGGUACAAGGGCAAUUACUUAAAAAAAAACUUUUUUUUUGUUCUUUAAAACUUUUUAUAAAUAUCUUAGAGAAAUGAAGGCUUCAGAGCAAAUGCAAUGCGAUUUCCGUUAUAAUUAAUAUUUCAAAGAAUUGCACACAUGAGAGCGCUAACAAUGCAAUUUUCCAUAUAAUCAAUAUUUCCAAGGGGGAUAACUCUUUUAAAAAUAAUUGAUCAGCACUGAUUUUGGAACUCGUCCAAAACAUUGCUAAUAUAAACCUAUGAUAUAAAUUUCAUAAAAAUCUGGCAAGAAUUGUACAUGUGAUAGCGCUAACAAGACCGGACGGACGGACACCCGGUAUUUCUAUGUCCCGCGCACCGCGUUCCUCAAAGAUUUGAAAAACUUGAAGGUUACACACAUCACGCUUAGAUAAAUUUGCUCUUUCCGGUAGCUCUCCAUUAUCAAUGAAAAUGCAUGCUCCUCCUACAGAGACUUAAAAAUAGAUCUCUAAUUACAGGAUCAAUUACGGGAAUUGGCAAAUAGACCAUUGUAUGCCCAAUUGCCACUUAAUUUAUUUAUAAAUAGCAUUUUCAAAUUUAGCGCGCUCAAUCGUGAGCAUGGCACUGCUAAGUACAGUUUUACCAAUAUUAUCUAGCCGUAAAUCAUAAACGACAGGGUAUUGUGGUAGAACCUAUAUUUUCCAUUUAUUCUAAUAGGCAACGAACCAUGUUUCUUGGAGGUAGUUUUUAAAUAUAUCUAUGAUUGUAUAUAAAAAACAACAUUUUAUCUAACAUUAAGGAUGUUCGCUACUCUGUUUCAAA
Mytilus californianus (California mussel) is the source of this 3126-nucleotide messenger RNA. RefSeq lists its product as uncharacterized. Gene Ontology annotation, molecular function: zinc ion binding. The record is from RefSeq and is a predicted model, not a curated record. The coding region runs from base 260 to 1963 and encodes 567 amino acids. Lineage: Eukaryota; Metazoa; Mollusca; Bivalvia; Mytilida; Mytilidae. The transcript has a single exon.